AUGGCUCCAGCACUGACCACAGCUAAGCGACCGUACGAUCCCGUCGAAGAAUCGGCAAGAACAGCUUCCAAAAGACAUUGUGGAGACCCCACCGAACCGCAGCUCAGAUCGCCCAGUGAUUCCUCCGCAGAGCCGUCAUUAAAUCGACCGAAAGACCAGGAUACCGAAAAAAUAGAAGAAGACAAACGCUUACUCGACACUAUCCGAUUUCUCGAGGAGUGGCGGGACACCUAUGGCAAUGACUCCGAACCUAGGUCCGCCAAAUGUGCUGGAGGCCCUUUGGCGGGGCGAUACGACUAUCGCCGCUGGGCUAGCGAAAUGAAAGAUGUGUUCAUUGCCAACGGAGUGAUGGAGGUUAUAGAGGGCAAGCUGAUUAGCCAGCCCCCAGGCUCCCCCUUGCGGGAUGAUUUUCUCCGCGUGGAAGCGAUCGCCAGGCAUCUCCUUGGGAUAAACGUGACUGAAUCUAAUCGCGCACUUCUUUGGCAAUCGAGAUGUCCAUAUGAAUUUUGGGACAAGCUUCGAAAAACAUAUCAGCUGUCGCCCUUCGAGCUGUCUUUAGAGGGUUGGAGUCUCAUGAAAGAAAAGAAGAUCAGCCAGUUCUCCUCAGCACUGGAGUACACUUCAGCUUUGAGUGAUGCCUGGCGACAAGUUUGCAUGGAUCGAGAUGAUAUGUUUCAACAAACUCAGCCUAUACUCUGCACUGCUCUACUGCACGGUCUGGAUGGGCUCCAGUGGUCACUAUGGAAAAACAACCUCGUGAGUGGUGGAAAUCUUGAAUCUGACUUCGAAACGCUUGCGGGAAAAGUGAGAGAAUCAGACCCACUCAUGAGAGGGAAGUCCAAGCAACAGAGGCCUAUGUUGAAAUGA
Molecule: messenger RNA, 867 nt
Organism: Penicillium brevicompactum
Lineage: Eukaryota; Fungi; Ascomycota; Eurotiomycetes; Eurotiales; Aspergillaceae
Exons: 1
Coding region: 1-867 (288 amino acids)
Source: RefSeq, a predicted model, not a curated record